Trematomus bernacchii (emerald rockcod) is the source of this 1418-nucleotide messenger RNA. RefSeq names its product LBH regulator of WNT signaling pathway, like (gene lbhl). Lineage: Eukaryota; Metazoa; Chordata; Actinopteri; Perciformes; Nototheniidae. The transcript is spliced from 5 exons. Gene Ontology annotation, biological process: positive regulation of DNA-templated transcription. Bases 1 to 672 code for a protein of 223 amino acids. The record is from RefSeq and is a predicted model, not a curated record. Gene Ontology annotation, cellular component: nucleus.
AUGAAGAAACGUGUCCAGGUAAACAGAGACACAGCACAAUGUGAUCAGAGUGAUCCUGAUGAUGAGACAGAUUCCUGUGAGAACCGGUGUAACCAGUGUCAGGAACCCAGACUCAGGAACCCAGGCUUCGCCCUGGAGGCCAACAGCCUGUCUGAGGGCUCUGCAGAGGCUCCUGCACCCCCCACACUGUCCCCGGUGCUCAUUGUGGAGGAACCGUCAGGAUUCACCACCGUGGAGCUGUGCCAACAUGGAGGGGAGGUCUGCCUGAGCACCAGCGAGGGAUUCAUGGAGGAGCUGAGCGGGGAUCCAAACUGUGAAGACAUGCAGAGAAAAGACCAGAGAUUACCAUUCCAGAUCUUCCCUGGCCACGACCACGCAAAGGAGCGCCUGCCCUCCAUCGUGGUGGAGCCCACGGAGCUCAGCGAGGUGGAGAGCGGCGAGCUGCGAUGGCCUCCGGAAAACCCCGAAAUGGAGGAAGACGAGGAGGAUUUAUUCCUGGAACAAUGCAUCCCCCCCGCAAACAUCGCAGACUGGGGAGACGAAGAGGAGGAAGAGGAGACGUCGGUUAACCUGAACCAGCAGCAAGGCUUGACACUCAUCGACCUCCAGUCAGAUGCUUUUAGAGACGACACCCCCACUCUUCCCCCGAGCAGCGCUCCGGCCCUCAACUGACUUCACCUCGGAGGACCUGCGGUGAGGAAACAUCCUGAAGUUGAGUCUUGUAACAACUGUGACGAAACACAGCGACACAGAUUCUAACAGCGACAGAAAACGUGAACUAAAAAGCCAAUGAGGAAAACACCAGUAUUUCAAAAGAUGUCAGGAUGUCUACACUCAGACAUACAGAAGUCAGCAAGGUGUCCUUUUUAACUUUUAGGGAACCUUUUGCUAACUCUGCGUUUCAUUUCCCGUGUUAUUUCCUACAUGUUUAAAGGGCUAAGUGAGGCAUUAGGGCUAAAGGAGCACAUCCUGCUAUGGCAAGGCAUGUUAUUUAGUUUGUGUUCUGUUUUAUUUUACAAUUACGUCAUCUCUUUAGCCUGGACUUUAUCAAACAUCUUUCCCACCGGUGGCUUCUCAAGGGUUUUAGCUUCACUUGGUUGUGGAUCCAUUUUGCUUUUUGCUGUGGAGCAAUUAAAGAUGAGACUAGUGGUAUUUCCUCUAAAUAUCUCAAGGAAGCCAUUACUUCUAGUGGGAUGUAUCAUCAUGCAUUAUGAUGACUGACUCAUUCCCACAGUGUUACAACAAUCACUGGAGUUUUUUGUGGAAAUGCAGUUAUUAAGCCAUGUUGAAGCAAAAGAAGAAGAAGCAGGCAGCUCUUAAUGUUCAUUACAGCAGUUGUAGACGUCAUUGAGAAUAGUAGUUUUGUAAUAAUAGUCUCAUUUGUUUGUAGGCUGAUUUGUGAAUAACUUGUAUAUAUG